ACUAUUAGUACGUGAAACUCAUAAAGCGAUGGUUCACUACUUGACCUAUCGAUAACACGACCUUUAAAUCAUUUCAAAUCAAAAUCUCAAACAAAUAGAACGUGCAAAAUGAAAACUUUAAUAUUAUUAUUUCUUGCAACUGUAUUGUGUGUGCAUGCAACACAUUUAGUAGUCGGCAAUAUAGCUGAUCGUGUAGUUUUGGAGCAUCAAGAGAAAGUUGAAUACAAUGCAAUACCAUUUAUGAAAAGAGUUAAAUAUUUCUUCUAUUCCUCGCCUACGAAUAGACCUAUACGGGGCAUUCAAGCUCUAGACAUGUACCACAGCAAAUCUUCAAUAAACAUCACGGCAGGGGGCGUUGGAUAUCCAUUCGUAAAUAUGAGAUUGAAAAGCGAGCGAGGCCGCGGUCUCAGCUAUGAUAUUGGUAUAUAUGUUAGCCCAGCGUUUAUAUAAAUUUUGUUAAUAAUAGACGGUUG
Molecule: messenger RNA, 473 nt
Organism: Colias croceus (clouded yellow)
Lineage: Eukaryota; Metazoa; Arthropoda; Insecta; Lepidoptera; Pieridae
Exons: 2
Coding region: 109-450 (113 amino acids)
Source: RefSeq, a predicted model, not a curated record